AUGUGGAAGAAUGGCGUUUGUUCCAAAGCUGAUGAAUUCGAUCCGAGUGCUUUUUCGACGAUGGACUAUAGGCAGUUGUAUUUGUUAUGCAGAGGAGCGAAAUAUACUUCAUAUCAGGCGAGCCAGCUAUCCAACCUUCUUGAACAGUUACAAACAAUCUACGUUACGUCCCAAGUGUGCAUACCAAAAAGGUUCUCUUUAGACCGAAUCUAUGAUGAAACUAUCAUCAGAACCGCAUAUUCGGCAAGAAUGAUGAUGGUUCCCAGAGAUAAUAGCGAAGAAUUAGAUGAAAGUCUUGCUAGCUACGGAUAUGAUAUGGACUAUAUCGAUCCUCAGGGGGGCUCAUCACAACUAGACUUCAACAAUUACUUAUGUUUCAACGGCGAACCGGAUUUGCAACGUUUAAUGACGGGAAAAUAUUGGCCUAUGAUCUACAGCGGUCAUUUGACGGUUGAUCAAGAAGAGAGGUUAUUAAGGUGGGCUUGGGAAGCUUGGAGAUUUGCUGUGGGACCUCCAAUAAGAACAAAGUAUCCAGAGUUUGUAAAAAUUCUCAAUAUCGGCGCUCAUAACAAUGGCUACUCGGACGUUGGACAAAUAGUCAGGAUUGAAUUGGAAAUGGACAAUCUGAAAGAAGUGACUUUCAAUCUUUUAAAUGAUAUAAUGCCGUUUUAUAAAAUGUUGCACGCAUUUGUAAGACAUGCACUCCAUAGAAAGUAUGAUAUGCCAUUUUCAAGGUAUAUACCGGCACAUUUAUUAGGUAAUAUGUGGUCUCAAAAUUGGGAAUAUUUGCAAGACAUUUUAAUAGAGAAUACUGUGGACUUAGACAAGGCUAUCAGAGAUAAUAAAUGGACAGUACUGGAUAUGGUUAAUCGUGCUGAAGAUUUUUACAUAUCGCUGGGCCUGGAAAAAAUGACUGAAAAUUUUUGGAAGUAUUCUGUGUUUCAAAAGCAAAACAAUUGGACAAAAUGCCACGGUACAGCUGCCAAUAUGUUCGAGAAAGAUGAUUACCGAAUUCUUUUGUGUGCCAGUGAAUCUUUAGAAGAUUUUCUCGUUAUUCAUCAUGAAAUGGGCCAUAUUCAAUAUUACAUGGAAUAUAAAGAUCAACCGCCAUUAUUUCAGGACGGAACAAAUUCUGCAUUUCAUGAAAGUAUAGGCGAUGCUAUAAUGCUUGGUGUAAUGACGCCGCAACAUCUUCACCGUUUGGGCUUAAUAGACGAUUCCACAUUAUAUGAUAAUACAUCACUUCCUAAAUUAUCUUUUGAUUUAGUAUUGCUACUGAAGCAAGCUUUAAGCAAAAUACCGCAGAUACCAUUUGGUUAUAUAAUAGAUACGUAUCGUUGGGCAUUUUUUGAAGGAAAAUUAAAUAACUCUAAUUAUAAUAAAUAUUUCUGGUACUUAACAAAGGAGAUUCAAGGAAUAGAAGCACCAAGUCAAAGAAAUGAAGAAUAUUUUGAUAUUGCUUCUAAAUUUCACGUUCCUGAUAAUACACCUUAUAUUAGAUACUUCUUGAGUAGUUUUCUUCAAGCUCAGAUAUUUAAAGGUCUUUGCAGUACUACGGUAUUUGGUCGUCCAACACACAAUAAAUUGCCUAUGCCCUUGCAUCGUUGCGAUAUUUAUGGAUCAAAAAAAGCUGGGAAAAAAUUAAGAGAGAUGUUAUCCUUGGGAUCAAGCGUACAUUGGAGUGAAGCAUUAAAUAUGGUUGCAAAGACAAAUAAGUUGUCGGCUCAGCCUCUUCUUGAAUAUUUUGAUCCCAUUAUAAAAUGGUUAAAAAUAUAUCUUCACGAUAAUAAUAUUCCCCUAGAUUGGUAG
Ctenocephalides felis (cat flea) is the source of this 1809-nucleotide messenger RNA. Its product is annotated as angiotensin-converting enzyme-like. Gene Ontology annotation, molecular function: peptidyl-dipeptidase activity; metallopeptidase activity. NCBI's taxonomy places the organism in Eukaryota, Metazoa, Arthropoda, Insecta, Siphonaptera, Pulicidae. Gene Ontology annotation, cellular component: plasma membrane. The record is from RefSeq and is a predicted model, not a curated record. Bases 1 to 1809 code for a protein of 602 amino acids. Gene Ontology annotation, biological process: proteolysis. The transcript is spliced from 11 exons.